GAGUAAAUAAAUUAGUACCCCCAAUUCGAUAUUGAACUCUAGUUAUGCUGCAGUUUGAGUGGCCAAAGGUGUGGAGUUUGGAGAGCCGAGAGUCCGUGCGAGCGGCCAUUGAGUCUGCCAUCCGGUCCGCGAUGGGCGGCAGCACCAAUUCCAAAAUUCGAGGCAUGGUAGUGGCGGAUUUGCCUUCGAUGGGGCUGUACCCUCCCGAGUUGAUGCUUAGCGGGAUCCGCGAGAUCUCACCUGAGCGAAUCGCGUUGAUGAUGAAAUUACGCUAUGAUGGGGACUUCUCGGUUACCUUGCGAGGACUAGAGAUCAACCUCGAUACCAUCGGCUCGAAUGACGAGGAGGCCAACACAAACCUCGCCAUGCCGUUUUAUUGCCCAUUUGAGAUGACGCUGCGGGACAUUCGGCUGGAUGGGAUGGUCUCCAUUGAUUUAUUCCAAGACCUCGAGGACACCACCCGGCGCGAUAGCGAUGAUACUUUUAGCUCUCUCAGUCGUUCGAAAUUCCGACCGAUGAGUCAAGCACGAACGCAGCAGUUAAGCCAGAUCGGCAUCGCGAAUCUUUGCGUGAUUAACAGCGAUGACGGCGAUAGGCCGUUAUUAAACAUACGUACGCCGACCGCACGGGUCUCUGGGUAUGGGGUACUUUUCGGUGCCGGAGGGCGACGGGCGAUGCGACUUCCCGAGGCCAUUCUUUCACCUGACAUCGUACCGAAAUCGAAACUGCCGUGGAAUGCGAUCCCUUUAAGGACAUCUUCCACCGCCCGUUCCUACUCCAGUGAGGGAAGCCAAAUUUCCAACACCCCGGAGGAGCCGACGCCGAGCAUGAAGAGCCACUCCAUGUUGGAUUUAUUGACCCAUAAGGUGAUUGUAAAACAGCGCGUGCUGAAGAUACAGCUUUUCGGCGAUCCAUUGAAGAGUUUUAAAGUGGUUUCUAACUUUGCUACGGUGCCUGGGGUGAACAAUAAGGUGGAUGCGAUCAUCAAGACCCUUAUUAAGCCUUCUAUCGAGCGCAUGAUGACAGAGGGCAUCAGCAUUAACUUAUGA
Messenger RNA from Phytomonas sp. Hart1, 1049 nucleotides. The record is from the annotation of a GenBank genome assembly. NCBI's taxonomy places the organism in Eukaryota, Euglenozoa, Kinetoplastea, Trypanosomatida, Trypanosomatidae.